AUGAAACGGUGACAAGUAAAUAAAAGACUGCCAGAGUUAAUGAAUAUUGAGAGAUCUACCUUUACGUUAGGCACUACACGAGUCUGCUGUGCCAUUAACAACAUCCCUGCAAAACAGAUACCGAAGGAGAAACAUGACAGAGUGUAGUGUAGGCUACAUCAUGCGGACCUGAGGGAAGUCACUUUGACCAUAGGACUAUCCUGCGAGGAACUGCGGCAGUGGAUUUAACGUAACAUGAAUUCAAAUUUAAAAGACUGUAAUACAACAUCUUUGGGGCAAGGAUUUGUUUAAAGGCAGCGAGCCACAUAUUAAACCGCAUCGAUCCCUCUCAGGGGGAGGCGGGUCCAAGAGCGAAACACGGCCGCAUAAAGCUUAUAACUCACAGGAUGGGAUGAUUCUCUGAGUCUGUAGCCAAAGGGGUUUUACUAAACCGGUGCAUUUCCAAAUGCGGAGAUUUUGCUCCAGAAGAUAACGGCACGCGUUAUAACAGAAGGAUUCAUUCAGAGGAAUGAGCGAGUAUUUGUCUGCGCACGCAGUUUGGAUGAAAAGCAAUGGCAACAAAUCACGACCCAUGGUUGCCAUGGGUGAUAGUCUGUCAUGACUAUCUAGGCAAGAGGGUCUUCCAGGUUUCCCCAUCUACAGUAAUCAGAUACAUCAAAACCCUCAUCUACCAAGACACAGAUUACCCUGUGUCUGAACAACGGCUGUUUCAUAAUGGGAAACUGGUUCACGAUGCGGUUGAGAUUGGAAGUUUGGUGCCACACGGGAGCCAUGAAAUAAUCAUGACACUGCAUGGACGUGGCCCAAGAGGAGGAGGAAGGUUUGGUCAGACUACACCUCCUCUGGUUGAUUUUCUAAAAGAUAUUCUGAGAAGAUAUCCAGAGGGUGGACAGAUUCUUAAAGAGUUGAUUCAGAAUGCAGAGGAUGCUGGGGCCACAGAGGUUAAGUUUCUGUAUGAUGAGACAGAAUAUGGAGUGGAAUCACUGUGGUCACAUGACAUGGCUCAGUACCAGGGGACAGCACUUUAUGUCUAUAAUGAUGCAGUCUUCACCUCUGAGGACUGGAACGGUAUUCAGGAGAUAGCACGAAGCAGAAAAAGAGAAGACCCUCUGAAAGUGGGGAGAUUCGGUAUUGGAUUUAACUCAGUGUACCACAUUACAGAUGUUCCUAGCAUAUUCAGCGGGGAUCAAAUUGCGAUGCUGGACCCUCAUCAGAUGUUGUUUGGAGUUCAUGAGUCUGGCCAGUGCUGGAAUUUGAAGUCAGAUAUAAAGGAAAUAACCGAGCUUAAUGAUCAGUUUGCCCCUUAUUUUGGACCUCUCGGCAGCUCAGAGAAAACCAUUAAAGAUGGCAAUUUUCCAGGAACCCUUUUUCGAUUUCCACUCCGGAUCAAACCAUCUCAAUUGAGUAAUAACAUUUACAACAAAGAGAAGGUUCUGGAGCUCUUCGAAUCCUUCAAAGUGGAUGCAGACACCGUGUUGCUGUUUCUCACGAGUGUCCAGAAGGUCUCGUUGCACGUUCGUGAAUCCGACGGAACUGAGCGGAUGCUUUUCCAGGUCACAGCAAGCAAUAGCCAAGAAGAUAAGAUGGAGCGACCCAACUCUCUAAAGACCCUCGGGCAGGCUAUCGAUAGCUACAGCAAUGGUGUAUUGAGCAGUUCAGUCACCUGCGCCACCUACCAACUCUCCAUCGAACUGCGCGAUGAGACUACAAAAGAGACCCAGAAGACCACCUGGUUGGUUUGUAAUGGUGUGGGAGGGCGAGGGAUGUGCGGUGAACUGGAUUCUCUUGCCGAUGAUCUCAAAUUCAUACCAACCAUUGGUAUUGCCUUGCCCCUCACCCUUAUUGAUGAGGACAAUGGGGCAACUUCCAGCUUCUCAGGGCGUGCCUUCUGCUUCCUCCCCCUUCCCCUCGGAGAAGAAAGUAUGACAGGAUUACCGGUCCAUGUGAGCGGCUUCUUCGGACUGACAGACAACCGGAGGAGCAUUAAAUGGCGGGAGGUGGACCAGUGGAGGGACCCAGCUGCUCUUUGGAAUGAGUUUCUUAUAGUCACCGUCAUCCCAAGAGCUUACUUUACACUCAUCAUGGAGACCAUUAAGCGAUUCCAAAAUAAGAAGGACCAAGAUUUCCCGCUCUCACCCAGAGGUAUUUACAGGGCCUGGCCUGAUCCGAGCAGAAUACGACCACGCUGGAAACCAAUUCUGGAACCACUCUUCAACGACUUGCUCCGUCAGCAGGUCAUUUACUCACACAAUGCCAGCUGGGUCCAGGUGGAUGAAGCAGUGUUCUCAGAGCUGGACACCAGCAUGGACGCUACAGAAAUAGUUAUUAAAUACCUCCAGAGCUCAGGGAUGAUGCUGGCCCAGGUGCCGGCCUACAUCGAUGCAGUACUAACAACAUUUGUCACCAAACCGGGGAGCCUGAAGAGAGUCACCCCCGCUUCUGUUCGUCAGACUUUGAGGAAAUCUCGCCAUAAAGGGUCAUCAGAUGAAAAGCUUCUCCUGUUGGAGUUUAUUCUUACUGAUGCUUGCUAUAAUGACCUGAUUGGACUGGAACUUCUGCCUUUGCAGGACGAGACAUUUACUGUGUUCUCCUCUUCUGUGAAUGACAAAGAUGCCGUGUACAUUGCUUCACAGGAGUUUCCGAGAUCACUAUAUCCAGGACUGGAGGGCAGAUUUGUAUUGGAAAGCAUUCCCUCACAUGUCAUGGCCAGCCUGAAGGAAGCAGCUAAAAGCAGAGUUCAACAAUAUCUUUGGGGUUGUUCAGGUAGGCCCUGCACUCAAGUUCAAGUGUUAACCUCGGAGAGAUCGGCUCGCCUGAUUAAAGAAGUCCUUACUACAGCCUGGCCUGCUAGAGAUUUUGCAGUACUGUGGUACCCUGGUGAUCUAGAGAAGAAGCACCCCCCAGCAUCUUGGCUCAGAAUGGUUUGGAAACAUCUAUACAUAAACUUUGCUGAGGAACUUGGUGUCUUUGAAGAUAUGCCAUUGAUUCCAAAUGUGCCACUAACUGACAACUUGGAUACCUUAGAGCUGCUGCGCCUCAAAACUCCAUCUCCCAUCAUUCUUGUAAAUGAGGAGGAGGGCCCUCCCUCUGAACAUUUACUUGAAGUUAUGAAGAAGCUAGGCUGUGUUAUUUUGAAGCACCUUGAUCCCUGUUUGCAGCAUCCACUUCUGAAGAAUUACAUUCAUCCAUCAUCCCCAAGCAAUUUACUGCAGAUUAUGGACAGGUUUUCAUCCCAGAGAUUAUCCAGCCAGGUUUCAUCUCUGUCUGUCAAACAAAAGAUUGCCCUCAGAAGCUUUUCAGCUGGUCUUACGGAUGUCACAGAAAAAGAGAAACGCAUCAUUCAAGAACUUCCUAUCUUUAACAAGAUUGGGCAGAAGUCAAAGACCGAUCCUUCACUAUUUACUUCAUUGAAAGGAGCCAAGGUAUUACAUCAUACUGCCAAGCAUCCACUAGAUGUCAAAUUGUCUAUAAAUGUAGUUGACAGCACUGAUGAGGCAACAAUCCGACUGAUAAAGCUGUUAAAUAUUGAGCAGGUCAAAAGCACUGAAUGUCUGAAAGUGAUUAUUCAAGACGUUGAGAGGGGAUUCUACACCAAAGAGGAAGUGUACAAAAUCAUGCUCUGGGCUCUUACUAAUUUUUCUUUCCUAAAGAAUGAAAACAAGGCAGUAAUAAAUUGGCUUUCUUCUUUGAAGUUUAUUCACAGCUCUUCAGAAAAACCUUGUUCACCAACAGACUUUUUCGAUCCUGAGUUGGAGAUUUUGCAGAACCUGUUCUUCAUGGAGGAGGAGACAAGGUUUCCCCCAAAAGACUAUACAUCAUCUCCUGAUGUCCUUCAUUCUUUGAGACAACUGGGGUUAAAAAAUGAGGUUCAGCUCAGUGAAAAAGAUGUUCUUCAGGUUGCCAGAAAAAUUGAGGAAUUGCAAGAGAAUGACAAACCAGAAUGGGACCCCAUUAUAACAAAGGCAAAAACACUCCUUACUAUUCUGAACAAACAGACAAAGUUGGUAAAGUCCUCAGAGGUUGAGACAAACCUGCAAACAUUUAAAUGGGUCCCUGUUUGUAAAGACAGACCUUUGAAUUACCCAAAGUCACUUGCUUGGAUGGGCGAUUCUUGUAAUAUUUCAUCUCUUUCUGAAAUGUGUGAUAUAUCUCACGCUGUACUUGUUGGUUCUUCGGUUGCCCUGGUGGAACGCACCUCUGCUGGCAUGAAAAAAGCCUUGAAGUUAUCACUAGAGCCUCAUGUUGAUCAAGUUCUCCAGCAUUUGAAGGCAGUAAAUGACUGGCACAGAUCGCAAGCAUUCACCACUGAGGACUGGUAUCAAUUUCAGCAGAUAUUGUUUGAAAUCUAUGAAUUUAUGCAAGCUCAUUUGGAGGAUGCAAGAGAAGCAAUGAAGUCUCUGCCCUUUGAUUGGGUUUGGACUGGGAAAACAUUUGCUUCCCCUGGACAAACGGUUUUAAAGCCCAUACCAGAUUUGGACCUCCAGCCAUACUUAUUCUCUUUACCAAAGACCAUUGCUAAAUUCCGCAAGCUUUUUAAGUUCUGCGGCUCUGUUGAAGAAGUGGAUUCCAGCCAUGUGUUUGAAGUAGUCAAAACUAUCAGACAAAGGUGUGAGCAAGAGAUGACAAAAGUGGAGAGCAAACGUAAUCUCCUUCUCCUGAUAAACAUUUUACGAUGGCUUUACAACAGUCAGAUAUCUGUUGAUACUGACAUGCAUUUGCCCAUUCUUUACCACAAAGAUCCAAGCAAACUGGUUAUGAAACCCAUCCACGAAUGCACGUACUGUGAUAUCAAAGUAGAAGACUUGAAUGACUUGCUAGAUGAUGUUUCGGAGCCCAUCAUCCUUGUCCAUGAUGAUAUUCCAAUGAAAACAGCUGAAUGGCUGAAAGUCCCAUGUUUGAGCACAAGAUUGAUAAACCCAGAGAACCUUGGAUUUGAACAGUCAGGCCAAAGAGAGCCUUUAACGGUUAGGAUAAAGAACAUUUUAGAGGAGUAUCCAUCAGUUGCAGAUAUCUUCAAAGAGCUCUUGCAGAAUGCUGAUGAUGCAAAUGCCACUGAGUGUAGUUUCCUGAUCGACAUGCGAAAGAACCUUGAAAUCCGAGAAAAUCUGCUAGACCCUGGUAUGAUUGUUUGUCAUGGCCCAGCUUUGUGGUCCUUCAACAAUUCAGUUUUUUCUGAUACAGACUUCCUCAAUAUAACCAGGCUGGGUGGCUCUAUCAAAAGAUGUGAAGCGGACAAAGUGGGCAAAUUUGGUCUGGGGUUCAACUCUGUUUAUCAUGUCACUGAUAUACCCAUUAUUAUGAGCAGAGAAUUUAUGAUCAUGUUUGAUCCAAACAUCAAUCACAUCGGCAAACACAUCAGAGACAAAUCCAACCCCGGCAUCAAAAUCAACUGGAGCAAACAACAGAAACGACUAAGAAAGUUUCCUAAUCAGUUCAAACCUUUCAUAAAUGUAUUUAAUUGUCAGCUCCCCCUGUCACUGGAGUCCCCUUACAAGUAUGAUGGGACCCUCUUUAGACUUCCCUUCAGAACUGAGCUGGAAGCAUCACUAAGUGAAAUCAGCAGCAUUUACUACAACACCACUGAUAUCUACUCUCUUGUAGAUGAAUUCAGCAUCUGUGGCCAUCGUCUCAUUCUGUUCACACAGCAUGUUGGAACAAUGGUCUUGAAGUAUCUGAAAUGUGAGGAGCCGAACCCUGCUGGGGCACAGGAUGUUGUCACGAUAAACAAAAGUGUGUGGUCCUCCAAAGCGUCAUACGGUCCACUGAGUAUUCUGAAAUCUGCUGCCAAAGUCAUGAAAAAAGUAGCAGGGACUAACCGAGUGCCAUCUGAGGUUCCAAAGUCUGGCUGCAUCAUCAGAAUUGUAGUGGAAGAGUUCCACAAUAUCUUCAGACGAAUCGUUGAUCUUCAUUCACCACUUUUCAGAGGUUCUGAAGAGGAUCCAUCCUCCUACUUUGAAAUGGCAAAUAAAGGCAAUCAAACAAAGAGACUUACAGAUGACAUGCCACAGAAGGGAGUAGAAAAUACCAACUGGCUUAUCUGUUCAUGCAUGGACGUGACAGAAGCUCUAAAGUUCUCCUUAAGUGAUGGCGGAAAACGCCUUGGUCUGGUACCAUGUGGAGGUAUUGCUGUGUUGCUUUCUGAAGAAGACAACAGAAAAUGGACUGUAAAGACAAGUGCGACACCAGUUGGUGAAGUGUUCUGCUACUUACCCCUUAGAAUCAAAACUGGCUUGCCCGUGCACAUCAACGGUUGCUUUGCAGUCACAUCAAACCGUAAAGAGAUCUGGAAGACAGACACGAAAGGACAAUGGAACUCUAUUUUUAUGAGACAUGUGAUUGUUCAAGCAUACUUGGCUGCCCUUAACAUGCUGAGGUCAAUGGCAGAAAGUGGAGAAUUAUUAGACUACAGCUAUUAUGCAGCAUGGCCUGACCCUGGGGUUGUCCAUGAUGACUUCAAUUUGAUUUGCCAGGGAGUUUAUCAGGAAAUAGCUAAGGGUGACGAUGAUCAUGCAAAAGUCUUUUCCGAUGGGAAUACCUGGGUGUCAAUCAAGAAUGUUCGCUUUUUGGAUGACUCUUUGCUUUGCAGACCCGACAUGGGAUCUGCUGCAUUCAAGAUAUUCUUGAAAUAUCUUAAAAAGUGUGGUUCCCAUGAAUUCUGUGCUGUUGAUCUACCAGACUGGGUCAAGGAAGGCUUUGAUGAUGCUGGUUGUAAAGGGAAAUUAAUGGAGAACACCCUGACAGAGACACAGUUCUUCACAGAUGUUUUCUUCCCUCAUAUCCAAGACAUAGACAAGGAACUGCGUGACCCUCUAAUGUAUUAUGUCCUUAAUGAAAAACUAGAGGAUUUUGCAUCUAUACUGAGGGAAACUCCAUGCAUUCCAUGUUCAGGACCAUCACAGAAGCUUGUUGUGCCUUCUCGACUCAUUCAUCCUGAGGGCAGAGUAGCUAAACUGUAUAACAGUGAAGAUGGAAGGUUCCCUGAAGGAAGUCUGAAAGAUUAUGUUAAUCCAGUAAGCCUAGUCAAGUUAUUACAGCUGGGUAUGGUCAAGGAUGACCUGUCGUGGGAAGAUUUGAUUGAACGAGCUGAGUCUGUAUUGGCUCUGAAUGAAAAUGACCACACCAUUGCGUGCCACAGGAGCAGCAUCAUCCUUAGUCUCAUCGAUGAAAAGCUUAAAAUGAAAGACCCAGCAGCAAAUCAAUAUCUUGUCAAAUUACAAAACAUCAAGUUUCUUCCCUUUUUGACCAAACCUGCUGGAUUUUCACUUCCAUGGCAUGGAAACACGUUUCCCCAAUCCACCAUGUUCUCUGCGAAAGAGCUUUUUACAACAGACCACCAGGACACUGUUUGCUUAAUGAAGCCCAUCCUGAAUGAAAAUUCCCCCUCUUUCAAAGGAUGUGGUCCCAUCUCACUGGCUGUGAAAGACUUACUUGGAUUGAUAAAAAAGCCAUCUGUUGCUUUAGUCAUCAGCCAGCUGAAAGAGCUCUCAAAAUCCUUUGAUGGUAUUACACUGUAUCAGGAGAACAUAACUAAUGCAUGUUACAAAUAUCUCCACGAAGAGUUGCUACAGUCCGAUGCGGCGAACGAGGAAAUCAUGGAGGAGCUGAAAACAUUUAGCUCAAUUCUAGUGGAGAAUACAUAUGUUGAGCCAUCCAAAGUGGCAUUUCAUUUAAACUUUGAUGCAGCACCAUAUCUUUACCAGCUUCCUAACAAGUACAGAAAUAGUUGUCGAGAAGUUUUUGAAAAUGUGGGAGUUCGGCCGAGCUUCACUGUUGAAACUUUCUCAGAUGUUUUACAACAGAUUAAGAAUGAAUGUGGAAGAAAGCCCCUAACCGAAGAGAACUUUCAGCUGUGUCGUAGAAUCAUUAGCGAGGGCAUAUGGAGCUUGAUCCGAGACAAAAGUCAAGAAUUCUGCCAAAGCAACUAUGGAGAGAUACUUCUUCCUGACAGCAAUUUUACACUACAGCCAUCCAAAUCACUUUGCUAUAAUGACUGUCCUUGGAUUAAAGUCAGAGACACAACUGUUAAAUACUGUCAUAGUGAUAUUCCAAGAGAGGUGGCAUUAAAGUUGGGGACAAUUCCAAAAAGACACAAAGCCUUAGAAAGAUAUGCCUCCAACAUCUGCUUUACUACCCUUGGGAGUGAAUUUGGGCAAAAGGAGAAGCUCACCAGCAGAAUCAAAAGUAUACUUAAUGCAUAUCCAUCAGAAAAGGAAAUGCUGAAAGAGCUCCUGCAAAAUGCAGAUGAUGCAAAAGCCACAGAAAUAUACUUUGUGUUUGAUCCAAGGAACCAUCCAACAGAUAGAAUCUUUGAUGACAAAUGGGUGCCAAUGCAAGGCCCAUCACUCUGUGUGUACAACAAUCAACCAUUUACAGAAGAUGAUAUUAGAGGGAUUCAGAAUCUCGGACGAGGCACCAAAGAGGCAAACCCGGGGAAAACUGGGCAAUAUGGCAUUGGAUUUAACUCUGUGUAUCACAUUACCGACUGUCCUUCCUUUAUCUCAAAUAAUGACAUUCUUUGCAUCUUUGAUCCUCAUGCACGUUAUGCACCUGGAGCAACAUCUGUUAGUCCUGGAAGAAUGUUUAGAGAUUUAGAUUCAGACUUCAGAUCACAAUUUUCUGAUGUAUUAAGCUUAUACCUAGGGAAUCAUUUCAAGCUGGAACGCAGCACAAUGUUCCGGUUUCCCAUACGAACCACAGAAAUGGCCAAAAUCUCGGAAAUUAGCUCAUUACCAGCUUCAGAUAGAAUGGUUCAAAAUUUUCUUGAUAAAAUUCGAACGGAUGGUUCAGAACUUCUCAUGUUUUUGAAUCACAUGGAGAAAAUUUCUAUAUGUGAAAUUGAGAGUGGGACUGGGGAUUUAAAAACUCUUUAUUCUGUCAGAGCAAAAAUCACAGAUGGGGAUCGCCUAAAGCGAAAACAAUUUCACAGCUCCGUUAUAGACAGCGUUACCAAGAAAAAACAGCUGGCCCAAAUUCCUAUCCAACAGAUUACGUACACGAUGGACAUAGAGGACACAGAUGGAAAUUCCACAACAUGGAUGAUAUGUAACAGAUCUGGAUUUUCUGAGAUGGAGAAAGUAACGAAGAGUGUAAUUUCAGCGCACAAAAAUGAGGAUAUAACACUUUAUCCACGUGGUGGUGUUGCAGCAUGCACCAGCCAUAACUACAAAAAGCCUCACAGAGCCUUCUGUUUCCUUCCUCUGUCUCUGGAGACCGGCCUGCCGUUCCAUGUAAAUGGCCAUUUCGCUUUAGAUUCUGCAAGAAGAAACCUGUGGAAGGAUGACAAUGGAGUUGGAGUGAGGAGUGACUGGAACAAUAACCUGAUGAAAGCACUCAUUGCUCCAGCAUGCGUAGAACUGUUAAUUCAGUUGAAGCGUCGGCUCUUUCCAGGCCCAGACCCCACAAUGACAAUAUUUCAAGGAAUGCCAAUUCAUGUUGUCAAGGAUAUUUUGAGAAAAUUCUUGUCCUUCUUUCCAGUGAACAGACUUGAGAUUCAACCAGAUUGGUAUUGUUUGGUAAGAGCAAUCUACCAAUGCCUUCAUUUAGAGCUGAAAAGACUACUCCCUGUUUUAAGAGCACCCCACAUCGAUAAUACAGAUAUUCAUUCUGCAACUUACAUCUCCUGGGUAAACACAUCUACCUCAAGCAAAGGUCGGGCAUUCUUUGACAACUUACUGCAGGAUGAGUUGCAGCAUCUUAAAAACACGGAGUAUAACAUAACAACACGGAAAUCUGUGGCAGACAAUGUUAAAAGAUUGAAGGCCAUGCUCCUGGAUGUUGGGUUCAACUUAAUCCACAGCUGUGAUGAAACAGCCAGUCUCUACUUCUGUCUGGAGGAUGCCGGGAUUCCAGUAAACUAUGUGACACCAGAGGAUGUUCGCAGUUUCCUUUUGACAUUCUCACUCCCAGACACAUCUUGCCAAGUUGGAAAAUUACCUUGUCGGCUGCAGCAGUCUAAUUUCAAGCUCUUCCAUGGUCUUAAGCUGCUUGUUGAUUUCUGUUUCAAAGAUGUGGAGGAGAAUGACAUUAACUUACAAGGGUUGCCACUGCUGAUGACAAUGGACAACAUUUUGCAAGUGUUUGACUCCAGACAUCCAAAGUUUCUGACCAAUCAUCAUGAGCUCAUCUCAUCGAGGAAAGAGCUUUUCAUGCAUACCUUAUACCUGAAGUACAGCAAAAUCCUUCUGAAAGCAGGUGUGGCAAAGGUUUUUGACAUAAGCAGUUUUGGAGAUCUGCUAGGAUCUGUUCUUCACAGAGACUGCAGAACAAAGAUGUCAGUCAAAUGGAAAGAGGGCUGUCCUACUGAAUCCUGGCUUAAGAGUGUAUGGCACUUCAUCAGUGAACAACUUGCAACCAAAGACUAUGAGGCAGACAUCAGUUCUAAAUUUGAGACUGUUCUAGACAUCUUGAAAGAUUGGUCACUACUUCCAGGAAUCAAAUUCAUGGUGUCAGGGAACAAAUUAGUUGUGCCAGAGCAUGAUGUUUUGUUACCCCUAAGUCUAAUCUUUGCAGCCAUCUUCCCAAAUGGGCAAAAUGACAAAGUCUUUCACACUCUCAUGAAGGGAGGAUGCUUUCAGUUGGCUGUAAAUAAAUUGUGUGCCAAAGAGAGCCCUGUCUUCUCACUUUUAGCUCAGCAUACUGCAAAUAUAGACAAUCCGUCCAGCAUACUUCGAGCACUUGAGUACAUGAUCCAGACAUCAGCUUUCAAAACAGGAAGCUUGACAGACAAAGACUUCGAAGCACUUUUGUUGUACUUCAACUGUAAUCUGACAAAUUUGACUCAAGAUGAUGUUCAGAGUUUAAAACUGUUGCCGUGUUACAAAGCUGUCAGUGGCCGAUAUAUCUGCCUUGCAAACUUUAGGGCAUGCCAUGUUCUGACAAAAAGCCUUCCCUCUGCCGACAUUGAAAAGUGGGCACACAAUACAUCUUCAGCCUUCCUUGUGGACAACCCACAGCUCAAAGAACUCCACAGCUUUCUUGGCUGCACACCAAUUGAUGACCUUGAGGUUUACCUUAAUCAUCUUCUACCAAAAUUUGACAUUUUGUCACAUGAUGCCAAAAUCCAGCAUGUUAUCUAUCUGAAGGAGAGGUUGUUGGCAAUGGAAGAGCCAUGUUGCAUCAAGGAUCAACUCUAUGAAAAACUAGAGGGUCUUUCCUUCAUUUUUGAUUCCACCAAUAGGCUAAAACCCGCCAAAGCCUUUUUCGAUCAAACUGUUAAAGUGUUUGAGGUGAUGCUUCCACCAAAAUCCUUUAUCCCCAAUGAUUUUUUCAAAAAGAUUGAGCAAGUAUCAAAGCCAAAACAAGGGACAACUUAUUUAUCCGCAUGGGUAACCUUCCUACGCAACAUUGGUUUGAAACAUGCUGUGUCUCAACCGCAAGUUUUACAGUUUGCAAAAGAAAUCAGCAUCAAAGCUCACACAGAGAACUGGUCCACAGAAAAAGUUCAGACUAAUGUUGAUGUUCUUCUGAGUCACAUUUUCAAUGAUAGAACUGAUCUGUUUGAUGGAGCAUUCCUCAAAGAACUGUCUAUGAUACCAUUCCUAUGUCCAGAGCGAGCUCCAGCCGAGCUUGUUCGCCUUCAUUGUCAGUACCAGGAAAUGAAUGGAAAUCUCCCUCUAAUUCGCUUCAAUGGGUCUCAAGUAAAUCCAAAGUUCAAACAAACCGAUAUCAUGCAGUUGUUGUGGACAUCCUGCCCUAUUCUACCAGAGAAGGCCACCCCAGCAAGCAUAAAAGACCAAGAAGGUAAUACACUUGCCGGCCAAGAGCAGCUUGAUCUCAUUUUGACCAUGUUAAAUGUCAAUGUGGAUCCUCCACUGGAAAAAGUCAUUAGCAAUUGCAAAAACAUAUGCAGCAUGGCUAACAUGGAUGACGACACAGUUAAAACACGAAACAAAGUCUUAAGGAGCAUUUAUGAAUUUCUAAACACAGAUAAACUAGAAUUUCGUUUUCAGUUACGAGGAGUGGCCUUUGUUAUGGUCGAGGAGGGUUGGAAACUCCUCAAACCAGAGGAGGUUGUCAUUAAUUUGGACAAUGAAUCUGACUUUAAACCCUACUUGUACAAACUCCCUCUUGAGCUUGGUACAUUUCACCAACUAUUCAAACUGUUAGGAACUGAGGAUGUUGUCUCAACUAAACAAUACGUUGAAGUUUUGGGUCGAAUAUAUAGAAAUUCAGAAGGAAAGCAGCUUGACCCCAAUGAAAUGAGAACUGUAAAAAGAACAGUCUCUGGGCUGUUCAAAAGUCUCCAGAACGAUCCGGUACAGGUCCGAAAAGACCUUGAGAAUCUCAGAGAUUUGACAUUUUACCUUCCGAGUCAUGAUGGACGCUUGGCCAAAUCAAACACGUUAGUCUUUGAUGAUGCACCGCAUUACAAGAGUCGAAUUCAGGGUAAUGUUGGUGUCCAGAUGCUAGUCGACAUGAGUCAGUGUUACCUCGGUAAAGACCAUGCCUUUCACACAAAGCUGAUCAUGAUGCUUCCACAGAAACUGAGACCUAGGCUUCUGAGUAGUAUCCUUGAAGAACAACUUGAUGAAGAUUCUCCAAGAAUGUGCCAAUUCGGUGCUCUCUGCUCACUUCAGGGCCGGCUUCAAUUGCUCCUGUCAUCAGAGCAGUUUAUCACUGGACUAAUUCGGAUCAUGAAACAUGAGAAUGAGAACGCAUACAUGGUGAAUGAGGAAAAAGCAAUACGAUUAUGCAAAGCUCUUUGUGAGGGCUUAAAGGUGUCUUGUUUUGAGAAGCUACAGACGACAUUGCGAGUAAAAGGCUGCAGCCCGAUUCCCCACAGCCGUAGUGAAACUCUUGCCUUUCUUAAAAGGUAUGGAACAGCAGUCAUUCAUCUCUACAUUCAGCAUUCUGACAGCAAAGACAUAAAUUUUCUUCUCGCUUUGGCUAUGACUCUAAAGUCAGCUACAGACAACCUAAUUUCUGACACCUCCUAUCUUAUUGCUAUGUUGGGUUGCAAUGACAUCUACAGAAUAACAGAGAAACUGGACAAUCUUGGUGUCAAGUAUGACACAACUGAGCCCUCAAAGCUGGAGCUUCCACUUCCUGGUACACCCAUACCUGGAGAGAUUCAUCAUUUACUUCUCAUGGACCCCAUGAAUGUUUUCUACCCUGGAGAAUAUGUUGGUUACCUGGUAGAUUCAGAGGGAGGUGAUAUUUUAGGCUCCUAUCAGCCUACCUACACAUACGCAAUAAUUGUUCAAGAGGUAGACCGAGAAGAAGACAAUCCAAGUGUCCUUGGAAAAUGCUUCCAAAUUGACAUUGGGUAUAGUGAGUACAAAAUUGUCAGCUCUCUUGAUUUGUACAAAUUUUCCAGACAAGAUGACAGCGCCAAUGUUCGAGAUGGAACACCAACUCCAACAAGCCCCUCAGAGAGUCAUUCACCUAGUGCCAGAAUGAUACCUCCCUUAUUUCCAGGCAAGGAAAAUCGCAGAGCUCCACAAACAGAGUCAGCCCCCAAAAAGAUAAAACUCAAUGCACUACCUGGAAUUCUAAAAGAAGUUACUUCGGUCAUAGAACAAGCUUGGAAACUUCCGGAAACAGAACGCAAGAAGAUUAUCCGGCGCUUGUAUUUGAAAUGGCACCCUGACAAAAAUGCAGAGAAUCUUGACAUUGCCACAGAAGUCUUCAAGCACUUACAAAAGGAGAUCAACCGGAUGGAGAAGCAAACGCAGGCUGAGCAGGCCGCGGAUCGGGGAUCAAGGAGACCUUUCUCUGCAUCUUCCACUCGAUUCCAGUCAGAGAAAUUCUCAUUUCAGCGAUUCUACACAUCCUGGAACCAAGAAGCAACAAGCCAUAAGUCGGAAAAGCAGCAAUUCCGAGAGAAGUUUACUAGCUAUGCAGGCACAUCUCACUCGAAUCGUUUCUUUGUACCGCCAUCAUUCAAAUCUGUUGGGAACCCUGUGGAAGCUCGUCGGUGGCUGAGACAAGCCAGAGCCAACUUUUCUGCAGCGAGAAAUGACCUUCACAAAAAUGCAAAUGAAUGGGUGUGUUUUAAGUGCUAUCUGGCAACAAAGCUUGCAUUAAUUGCUGCAGAUUAUGCAGUCCGAGGGAAAUCAGACAAAGAUGUGAAGCCCACAGCACUUGCACAGAAGGUGGAGGAGUACAACACCCAACUAACAGGACUGGCAAAGGAUGUGAACAUUUUGGAGGGAUAUGGUGUGGACAGUUUGAGAACACGCUACCCUGACCUUCUUCCCUUUCCUCAGAUUCCCAAUGACAGAUAUACUUCGGAAGUAGCAAUGAGAGUGAUGGAAUGUACAGCUCGGAUAAUCAUCAAACUUGAGACGUUUGUCCAACAUAAAAUCUAAACUGU
This is a messenger RNA of Triplophysa dalaica, 14314 nucleotides long. It is a transcript of the gene sacs, whose product is annotated as sacsin molecular chaperone. The coding region runs from base 552 to 14309 and encodes 4585 amino acids. Gene Ontology annotation, molecular function: Hsp70 protein binding. Lineage: Eukaryota; Metazoa; Chordata; Actinopteri; Cypriniformes; Nemacheilidae. The transcript has 11 exons. The record is from RefSeq and is a predicted model, not a curated record.